Molecule: messenger RNA, 408 nt
Organism: Rhizopus microsporus ATCC 52813
Lineage: Eukaryota; Fungi; Mucoromycota; Mucoromycetes; Mucorales; Rhizopodaceae
Exons: 4
Coding region: 1-408 (135 amino acids)
Source: RefSeq, a predicted model, not a curated record
AUGGAAAAGCAUGAAAGAAUAAUAAAAAACUUGAAUGAGCAAUUUAAGCAAGUGGACAAAGCAUAUGAAAACAAUGAUAUGAGAGUCUUUGGUAGAAAUACAACAAGAAUAUUUCAGGAACUGGAUGUGAUAAGAAGAAAGCAGAUUGACUUGGCUAGUGACCAUGUAGCUUUGGAGGCUAUGAAUGAUAUACCACUUAUUAAAAUGAACCAUAAAGCAGAUCAAAACAACAAGGUUUAUACAGAGAGCUUUGAAAAGAAGAAAGAUAUGUUGAAGAAUAUGAUGAAGAAGUUGGAUGAAUUAACACAGGCAAUGGAACAAUUCAAGAAUAUCUCAAAGCCUGAUUAUCAAGGAAACGAUUCAUUAAUUGAAAAAGAAACCAUGAAUGAAAGUCUAACAGACCAAUAA